This is a messenger RNA of Coffea arabica (coffee), 1406 nucleotides long. Lineage: Eukaryota; Viridiplantae; Streptophyta; Magnoliopsida; Gentianales; Rubiaceae. The record is from RefSeq and is a predicted model, not a curated record.
AUUUUAAUUUCAUAAUAUGCAUGUAUAUAAGUUGUAUUAAUAAAAAAAUAAAAAUAAUUAAUACACAUAUUUUAUUAGUCAAAAAGUUCACAUAUAAUAAAUUACAUAACAUAAAUAAGCAAUAAAAUUAUACUAGUUAUCACAAUAUUCAACAAAAUAGGUUAUUCAUUUCUUUUGACAUGAUGUUUGCUAUGAUAUUUAUGAUUUUGAGUAGAAAAUUUUUUAAAUUUUACCUUUCUUUUUCCUUCAUUCACCUUUACUAAUGUAAUUUUGUAAACUUCGGGAGAUACCAACUAGGCAUUAGCUGUUGAAGUUGUCGCGAAUUCUAUAUGAGGCACUACUUUUGAACGUCCGUCCAUUACGGGGAAAAAGCCCAGAAAAAUGAAGAGAGCAGAAUAUUAUUGGGGUGGUAGUAGUUUUCUUAAGCCAAAAGGUAUCCAAUCCAUGUCAUCGUGGUUGACCCUACUCUGCCUCUGCCCCUUUUGCCUAUGUGCUUAUUCUGGAAAGGAGAAGCCUUCGGCUUACGAAGCUCUUGAGCAAUACGACUUUCCUGUGGGUCUUCUUCCACAGGGUGCAACCGGCUAUGAUUUGAAGCCCAACACCGGUGAGUUCUCGGCUCAUCUAAAUGGCACCUGCAGCUUUUGGCUGACGAAUUUAUACAAGCUGAGGUACAAGUCCACCAUAUCCGGAGUGAUAUCGAAGGAUCGGCUCACCAAACUCAGAGGUGUUAGCGUUGAAGUGCUGAAGCUGUCGUUGAAGAUAGUGGAGGUAAGACGGAAUGGGGAAGAUCUUGAGUUCUCGGUUGGUAUCACCUCCGCCAAGUUUCCGGUCCGUGAUUUUGAGGUGUCUCCCCGGUGUGGAUGUGGGUUUAAAUGUGUUACAGGUGGUGGUGAUUGGAAAAAUAACUGGUAUCUGUCUUCGUCUUUACACUACUGACUUGUUAGGGGAGAUUUUCACUUCAAAGUUAAAUCAUCACUUUUUUACAGUCCAUUCGGAUUUGAAUUAGCAAAAGAGUCUGCAAUGAAAGCAAAUAGGUAAUGAGUAUUUGUUGCCGCGCCGGGGCGGGCAUCCUGUAUAUUCUAUACAGUCCAUCACUUUGUUAAAAAUAUCGGCGACUGUGCAAUUUGUGGCUUGUGUGGGAUUACCGGUGGUGGAACUUGAAACCCAAGCCCAAGCCCAAGCCCAAGCCCAAGCCCAAGCCCAGGGAGUCCAGAUUGCGUCCGUUGAAGUUCAGUCUGACACUUGAGAACGGGACCCAACGACAAUCAAUCCUAAAUAUUCAUUUCCUGAGUUAGGACAGCACCUCGCAGGUUUUUUUCGAUAAAAAUGCACUGACCAAUGUGUUUCACGAUGUUUUUAAUUUUUUAGCCUUUUUUUAAUCGAAAAUUUUGAGCUUAUUAGUUAUC